AUGGGUAAGACCCUCAGCUAUAGUGACCUGGAUCGACUGGCCGGCCACAUGGGCGCUUAUCUGCAGCAUGAGCUGAAGCUUACGCCCGGCGACCGUAUUGCCAUUAUGCUGCCCAAUCUUCUGCAAUAUCCGGUAAUACUGUUUGGCGCGCUGCGGGCAGGCCUGACAGUUGUCAAUACUAAUCCGCUUUACACCGCGCGGGAGCUUAAGCACCAGCUGAAUGACUCUGGCGCUAAGGUGGUACUGGCGCUGGAGAAUUUCGCCGGCACCCUGGCCAAGGCCCUGCCUGACUCUCAGGUUGAGUACGUGAUGCUCACCAGCGUUGGCGACUGUCUGGAUUUUCCUAAGCGCUCCAUUGUCAAUUUCACCGUCAAGCGAGUGAAAAAACUGGUACCGCCCUACGCCAUCCCGGGUGCGAUCUGGUUCAGGAACGCACUUGCCCGAGGCGCCGGACACCCACCGCCCAGCGCCGCGCUGAGCCAUGACCACCUGGCAUUUUUACAGUAUACCGGCGGCACUACGGGUGUUGCCAAGGGCGCGAUGCUGUCCCACGGCAAUAUUGUAGCCAAUAUGCAGCAAUCCUCAGCCUGGGUUGGCGGCGCGAUCACGCUCGGUGAGGAAGUGAUUGUAACUGCGCUGCCGCUCUACCAUAUCUUUGCAUUGACCUCCAAUUGCCUGGUCUACAUGAAAUUCGGCGCCCAUAACCAUCUCAUCACCAAUCCCAGGGACAUGGACGGUUUUGUCGAAUCUCUGGGUCAAAUUCCCUUCACCACUCUGACCGGCGUUAACACACUGUUCAACGGACUGCUCAACCAUCCGCGCUUUGCCGCGCUGGAUUUUACUACACUCAAGAUCACCCUGGCCGGUGGCAUGGCCGUUCAGAAGGCGGUGGCCGAGAAAUGGAAAGCCGUAACUGGCUGCACCCUGGUCGAAGCGUAUGGUCUCACCGAGACAUCUCCCGGCGCCUGCAUCAACCCCGUACACACCGAGGAAUAUAACGGUUAUAUCGGCCUGCCCAUCUCGUCCACCGAAGCCGUGAUCAAAGACGAAGACGGCAACAAUCUUUCGGCAGACGAGGCCGGAGAGCUAUGCAUCAAAGGUCCGCAGGUGAUGCAGGGCUACUGGCAACGCCCGGAGGAGACGGCAAAAGUCAUGACAGAUGAUGGCUAUCUUCGCACCGGCGAUAUGGCCAUGAUGACCGACGGCGGCUACUUCAAGAUUGUGGAUCGCAAAAAGGACAUGAUUUUAGUCUCUGGCUUCAACGUGUACCCCAACGAAAUUGAAGGCGUUGUGGCAUCUCACCCCGGCGUUCUUGAGGUAGCUGCAAUUGGCCAGAACGACGAAAAAUCCGGAGAGAUUGUCAAAAUCUGCGUAGUAAAAAAGGACCCGGGCUUGACUGAAAAGGCGCUGCGAGACUUCUGCAAGGAGCAGCUCACCGGCUAUAAGGUUCCGCGGGUAGUGAAAUUCAUGGACGAGUUGCCCAAAACUAACGUCGGCAAGAUUCUGCGUCGGGAGUUAAGAGAUAACCCUUAA
This is a messenger RNA of Nerophis lumbriciformis (worm pipefish), 1533 nucleotides long. The record is from RefSeq and is a predicted model, not a curated record. NCBI's taxonomy places the organism in Eukaryota, Metazoa, Chordata, Actinopteri, Syngnathiformes, Syngnathidae.